Molecule: messenger RNA, 246 nt
Organism: Microthlaspi erraticum
Lineage: Eukaryota; Viridiplantae; Streptophyta; Magnoliopsida; Brassicales; Brassicaceae
Source: the annotation of a GenBank genome assembly
AUGAGAGAUAGGGUGAUCAUGGUCGGCAUGAGCCGUCUUCCUUCUCCUCUGUUUUUGUCGUUUAGUGAGCACAACGUGAAGGAGAAGAGAAUUGGAGGGGAUUUCGGUGUUGUGAGCUCAAUCCAAGGCCGUUCAUUGUCUAUUGGAGGCUUGGGUUCGUGUGGCGGCUGCUGCGUGGUGGUUUUGGCGGUGUUCUUCGUCGAUUUCGUUGUGCUUCUUCAUCUCCCUUCGUUUUCCCCUUGUUAA